Messenger RNA from Engraulis encrasicolus (European anchovy), 3028 nucleotides. It is a transcript of the gene eef1e1, whose product is annotated as eukaryotic translation elongation factor 1 epsilon 1. The record is from RefSeq and is a predicted model, not a curated record. Bases 10 to 531 code for a protein of 173 amino acids. Gene Ontology annotation, biological process: positive regulation of DNA damage response, signal transduction by p53 class mediator. Gene Ontology annotation, cellular component: cytoplasm; aminoacyl-tRNA synthetase multienzyme complex; nucleus. NCBI's taxonomy places the organism in Eukaryota, Metazoa, Chordata, Actinopteri, Clupeiformes, Engraulidae. The transcript has 4 exons.
GAAGCCAAGAUGGCGUUGAGGGAGCUGUCCUCGUUGGAGAAAUUUCUAGGAUUAAAAAAGCCGAAUAAAUACAGCACACAAGGAGACCGAAAGGUUCCCGUUCUGCAGAGCAACAGUGCGGCAGGCCUGGUCGGCCUGGUGACCAUCGCCACUCACCUGGCCCAGGAGGCGAAGAGACCGGACCUGCUGGGCAAGAAUGCAGAGGAGAGAGCCGUGGUGCAGCAGUGGCUAGAGUACAGAGUAGCCAGGCUCGAUGGCUGCACCAAAGAAGACAUCAAGAUCAUACUGAAGGACCUGAACACUUACCUGGAGGACAAAGUCUACCUGGCAGGAAACCACAUCAGCCUGGCCGACCCACUCCUCUACUAUGGCCUACACCACAUCAUCGUGGAGCUGGCUGUCCAGGAGAAGGAGAAGUAUCUGAACGUGACGCGCUGGUUUGACCACGUGCAGCACUACCCGGGCGUGAGACACCACCUGCCCCCCGUAGUGGUGCUGAGGAACAGAGUCUACACCAGUGGACACCACUGACCCUCCACCCCCGCCGCUCUCUCCAACAUCACUACUAUUACCCUGCUCCACAACACACACACACACACACCACACCAUCACUGACCAUCUCCAUGAUCCCUGUACGGAACUACACACACACACACACACACACACACACACACACACACACACACACACACACACACACACACACACACACACACACACACACACACACACACACACACACACACUACACCACCACUCACAUUACCCUGCUACAUAUAAUGUACACACAUAUAAUAGGACUGCUGUCCAACAUCAUGGCAGUGGGGGUGUCAGGGUGUUUGAGUGCAGGGAAUGGGAUUGGGUUGGGUGUGGACAGGGCGUUACGAUGAGAUUGCAGGGUUGAGCUAAGCUAAGCCAGAGAAGUACAUUUCUGCUGCUGCCUGGAUGUGAGGCGUGUUUGUUUGCGUUGGGGUGGGGUGGUCUGCAGGUUCUUCCUAAACUAACUUGUUAGAACCCUGAGGAGUUGUGGCGUCAGAGCCUGCAAGAGGUGUAACAUGCAUGGGACCCCAGCUCCUAAAAUAUGUCUGAAGUAGGCAAGCAGCAGUCCCCAAGAUGAUGGUCUUGUGUUUAGUUCCUUUGUCUUGACUGUUAUUUUGUGUCUGUUUUGUAUUCGUUUGUUUUUUGUUUUUUUCCUCGUCUGUCCAGUGGGGUCCACUGGUGUAGGUUUUCACUUGUUGGCUUGCUUUGAUUGUUUUUUUUUUGUCAUUGGAAGGAUGUUUUUUCAGUGUUUUGUUAACUUAUAUUGCGAGGGUGACUGUGGAAGUCAAAGAAGAAAUAUCACUAAUUUCAGGUACCCGAUCGGCUUCUAGAACUGAGGGGGCCAUCAGGUGUGUUAUCUGCAUCUGAGCAUGCGUUUCAAAUGAGGAAAACGGGUGUUAAGUCUUAGAAAAGGACAAUGUCACUCUUUUCUCUUUUUUUUAAUCAGUCAGAUGUCACAGAUUGACUUUGUUACAGCUUAAAGACAAACAGGUUACAGUUGGCCAGUGCAUAUCAUGACCAGUAGUCUUAACUUCAUUUGUGUCUGUUGGGCCGUAAUGGCAAAGAUACAGUAGAUCUAUCCUGCGUUUAGCUCUCCUCCACCACCCUUCUCUCAUUAUUCUCUGCCUGUUUUUUCCCUCUUUCUUUAUUUCAUUCACUCACUUUUUUUACUUGUACUUUGCCUUCUUUUCUGGCCAUUUCACUGUUCUCUCUCUCUCUUUCUGUCCAUCUCUAUGCUUCAGUUCUUCUCUCCUGCGGUCGCUCUGCUCUGCUCUGCUCUCCCACCAGUUGUGUGGGCAGCAGAUCAGUCGCCUCUGCUCUGCUUCUCCACUCAGCUCCGCUCGGUGCUGUCUGUUUAUGCUGAAGGCCAGAGGCUGCAACACCAGCUGUGGUGGAGAGGAACAAACGAGAGGGAGAGGAGAGAGGGCAAGGGAAGAGCGGAGUGGACAGAAGCGAAGGAGGAAGAAAGGAAGAGUAGUAGAGGGGAAAGGAGAUAGAGAGAGAGAAAGGAAAAGUGGAGUGGACAGAAGCGAGCUAAAGGAGAGGGAGAGAAAGGAAGGAAGACUGGAGGAGAGGGCACAGAGAAAGAGAGAGGGAAAGAGGGAGUAGAGGAGGGGAGGGGGGGAGGAGUUGCUGCUGCGUGGAGCUGGUAGCUGCGGGUGACAGCGACGCAUCGUGUGUCAUUUCAUUUUGCCCACGUCCCCCCUGGCCGGACUACAGGCUGGGAAAUCCGCCAGUGACACAACCAGCCCUGCUCACACACACACACACACGCACACACACGCAUGCUCCCCCUGCUCCAAAACAAUGCUCACACGUGGCUCGGAGGGUUAUUUUGUUAAGCGUUGGAAAGGCUGCGAGCGGAGCGCCUGUGCCUGUGCUGUGCCUAAUGUCUGAACUGAACUUCCCUUGAAAUGCACUGGGGUUCACAAAGGGCAGCUGUCAAGCAUUGAUAACCAGCUCAAAAUGCAUUCUCCAGGCUAGUCAAGGCCAAAUGAACAACUGGAGCUCAAGUCAUUAAGUCAUGAAUAAUGUAACCUCAUUUUUUUCCCUCUUUUCUAUUUGCUUAUGGCAUGUCUUAUGGUAUGUGCAGGCAUACCCGUUGUUACCAUACACACACAAUAGCUACCAUCCAUUGCAGUACAGCAGCCAGUAUUUGUCAUUGUGGUGUGUAGGAUUGCAUUGCACUGCACAUGUUUUUUGUGUGUUAGACUCCAUAGCCAAUAAGGUUUGGAGUGCAGCUUCUUGUCCCUUUGCUUCGCAGCGGAAAAUCCUUGUGUAAUGAAAGUUUUGUCAUACUGCACAUUGGCCUAUCUGCAAUGCAUUACCACUGAUACAACAGCCCUCUGAUGUUUUAUUGUGCCCCCGCUGACCCGUAAGCCCCCUUUAUGAAAAGUCUGCUGCUUUCAAAGCCGGUUUGUGUUAUUUAACGUCAACAGAACUUUGUCCUGUGCCAAUGAAUAAAAAGGGAAGACACAAAGCCAUUAAA